AUGACUUUGGCUUAUCGACAGCGUAGAAAGUCCACGGCAGACAGGAUACGCAUGCUGGAAUCCCAGGUUUCCUCCUUGUCUGGUUUGCUCGCUCCAAAUCCGCCUCCAAGCGUCUUGAGACAUUUUGUAGAGGUUUACGGAAUCAAGUUGCAUCUCCAGCCACUACCUUUAUUCGAUGUUGAAUGUCUUGGAAACAUGCUACAAGUUUCACCUGAAUAUUUUCUGCAUAGCUUCUUGGCACUGAUGCUUGAGUUUUCGUCUCAUUCAUUUUAUAUCAACAAGUAUCAACAAGCUUCUGCAUUCUAUUGGCACUCCGCUGAAGCUGCCACCCAACAACUUGCAGGGCGGGGGAAGCCAACAAUAGAGGUACUACAGGCCCUGUGCAUGUUGGCCUUGAGAAAUGUUGCAGCUGACGAUUUACCGCGAGCUUGGAUGUCCGUUGGUGCCGCAGCAAGGCUGAGUACUGUUGGCCAUAUGUGGCACGUCCAGUUUACGAACGCUACAGAACAUGACAAAGACAAUAGAUGCUAUUGGAGUAUUUACAUGAUCGAAUCUAUCUUCUUCCCUCAUGUUUCCCAAGCAAUAAAAACAGACCGCGCAUAUAGACAUCCACCAAGUGUUGAGCCACCGCCACCACUGCCUCACGACUUAGACCAGAUAAAUGCCCUGGACUUUGAUGACACCGGGGGAACAAGCCGUGAUUUUGGUAUCAAUGCACAUGCAGGGGGUAUCAUUUCUAUCUGGAGUCAAGUCGCAUCCUACCUACACGAUAUCCGCAUGGGCGAGAUUCAAAUACCAUGGCUACCGGAGUCUACAUACUCCAAGCUUAACCUAUCUCUGCUUGAGUACGAGGCUCAGCUACAUCGAAAGCAUCUGAUGAGGAAUCUAUUUCCCUUCAAAAGAUCAACUGAAGACAUAAAGGCAUAUCGCCAGUACUGGAAUCCGUGGUUGACAACGCAUCUCAUUCUCCACGCAUCUCUUGCACUCCUCAACCACCCUUUCAUUCAUCUUGUCGCGCUCCGUCGCAACAAAGGCAUGAGUCAAUCUCGAUUAUUCCUUCAACAGGUUGCUAUCUUCCACUCUGGAUGGGUGUUCUGGCUGGUGGGUAUAUUCGAAGAUCUGUCAGUAGAUAUCUCAAACCCUUUAAUCGGAUUGGCAGUUGCAGCGACAUCAACUAUUCCAUGGCUAUAUCAGUUUGGCAGAAAUGUCAAGCUUGCUCGAAAAGCAAGCCAGAACUUGGCCAAAGGACAAAGGCUUCUUGAACGCAUGUCAAAAAUUUGGCCAUUCUUGUCUCGCAAGAGCCCACCACUCAUGAAACGUCAGCUUGAAAGCCUCAAAGAACUACAAUCACUCGCUAUGGGAACACAAUUGGAGACGGGCACGACUAGUGCAAUGAUUGAGUUCCCCCCUUCGAUGAUUUGGGUACUGCUCGAUCCCAUCAUCGAACCAGCUGGGCUAUCGAGCAACAUCGACGAUGUCCCCACAGGAAGUGCCACUCGAGUAAGCAUCCAUGUGACCACGGACUUUUUGCAUCCGCUGGAUGAUGAUCAGGAGGAAUCGACACUGAGUCCAUUCGACUGGGAGAAUGGUUUAAUGUUUCAGAAUGACUUGCUUCAGGACAUUUACCCUGCAACCUUGGUCCCAUUCGACCUGAAUAACCUGUAA
Molecule: messenger RNA, 1665 nt
Organism: Fusarium venenatum
Lineage: Eukaryota; Fungi; Ascomycota; Sordariomycetes; Hypocreales; Nectriaceae
Source: RefSeq, a predicted model, not a curated record